Messenger RNA from Macaca mulatta (Rhesus monkey), 1148 nucleotides. The record is from RefSeq and is a predicted model, not a curated record. NCBI's taxonomy places the organism in Eukaryota, Metazoa, Chordata, Mammalia, Primates, Cercopithecidae.
UUGGGGCGGGGCUGGGCCCAGGUAGAGCGGCCCAGCGGCCGGCGCGGCGGACGGGAUGAGGCGCUGCAGUCUCUGCGCUUUCGGUAACUUCCGGGACCUGGCGUCUUGUCUCCUAACCUUGGGGCCACCCUUGGCCUGUCCUACUGCCCGCGGUUAACCCGCCAGGAGCCAUCUCUCCCCACCCCGCCCGACUCAACCCUGCCCUCACCCGUGCUUUGCAGACGCCGCCCGGGGGCCCCGGCGGCUGAUGCGCGUGGGCCUCGCGCUGAUCCUGGUGGGCCACGUGAACCUGCUGCUGGGGGCCGUGCUGCACGGCACUGUCCUGCGGCACGUGGCCAAUCCCCGCGGCGCUGUCACGCCAGAGUACACCACGGCCAAUGUCAUCUCCGUCGGCUCGGGGCUGCUGAGCGUUUCCGUGGGACUUGUGGCUCUCCUGGCGUCCAGGAACCUUCUUCGCCCUCCACUGCACUGGGCCCUGCUGGUACUAGCUCUGGUGAACCUGCUCUUGUCCGCUGCCUGCUCUCUGGGCCUCCUCCUUGCCGUGUCACUCACUGUGGCCAACGGUGGCCGCCGCCUUAUUGCUGACUGCCACCCAGGACUGCUGGAUCCUCUGGUACCACUGGAUGAGGGGCCGGGACAUACCGACUGCCCCUUUGACCCCACAAGAAUCUAUGUGAGCACAUUCUCUUCCUUCUUGUGGUCUACAAAGCCUUGGUCCUGCCCUUUUAAUUUCCCUUCUUUGCUGCACUUGCCCUACUCCCUCCUACUCCCCAUCCUUGCUUUUCAGGAUACAGCCUUGGCUCUCUGGAUCCCUUCUUUGCUCAUGUCUGCAGGGGAGGCUGCUCUAUCUGGUUACUGCUGUGUGGCUGCACUCACUCUACGUGGAGUUGGGCCCUGCAGGAAGGAGGGACUUCAGGGGCAGCUAGAGGAAAUGAUAGAGCUUGAAUCUCCUAAACAUAAAAGGCAGGAAAAUGAGCAGCUACUGGAUCAAAGUCAAAAAAUCCAGGCAUCACAGAGAAGUUGGGUUUAGGACAGCAGGUGCUGUUCCAAGACUCAGUCCUAAAGGGUGUUUUUUUCCCACUAAGCAAGGGGCCCUGACCUCGGGAUGAGAUAAUAAAUUGUAAUAAAGUAACUUCUCUUUUCUUCUA